Messenger RNA from Gadus chalcogrammus (walleye pollock), 1617 nucleotides. RefSeq names its product netrin g2a (gene ntng2a). The record is from RefSeq and is a predicted model, not a curated record. The transcript has 10 exons. The coding region runs from base 1 to 1617 and encodes 538 amino acids. Lineage: Eukaryota; Metazoa; Chordata; Actinopteri; Gadiformes; Gadidae.
AUGGCAACGCUUCUGCUCCUGCUGCUGGUCCUGGGUCUGUUGGCGGGGGGCCGGGCCCAGUACGAGGUCUGCCGCUCGCUGCGAGGUUCAGAGGCGGGGCCUGGCUGGGAGUUCUACGCCUGUCAGCCUCCGCCCACCAACAUGAAGGAGUUCAUGCAGAUCAGGGUAGAGCCGCCCGGGAUGACCUGUGGAAACCCACCGGAACGCUUCUGCACCCUGGAGAAUCCCUAUCUCUGCAGUGACGAGUGUGAUGCGUCCAGCCCAGACCUGGCCCAUCCUCCCCAGUUGAUGCAAGACCGAGAGAGGGGCGGGCUCAUUACCUAUUGGCAGACAGUCACAUGGUCACGCUACCCAGAGCCCCUAUUGGCUAACAUUUCUCUUUCUUGGGACAAGAGUUUGGAGCUGGUCGAUGACAUCGUUGUGACGUUUGAAUACGGCCGACCGACCAUUAUGGUCCUGGAGAAGUCCCUGGAUAAAGGAGCUACUUGGCAGCCCUACCAGUACUACGCCGACGACUGCAUGGAGGCCUUUGGGAUGCAAGCGAAGCGGGUCCGAGACCUGGCACCUAGCAACCUGACCCGGGUCAUCUGCACCGAGCAGUACUCCGGCUGGGUGGGGGCCAAGGAGGAGAGGAACGUGGUGUUCGAGGUGCGGGCGCGCUUCGGGGUCUUCGCGGGCCCCAAGCUGAUCAACAUGGACACGCUGUACACCCGCAUGGGCUCCGUGAAGGGGCUCCGGGACUUCUUCACCUUCACCAACCUGCGGCUCCGCCUGCUGCGCCCGGCGCUGGGCGGGACCUACGUCCAGCGGGACAACCUGCUCAAAUACUUCUACGCCAUCUCCAACAUCGACGUCCCCGCCAGGUGUAAGUGUAACCUGCAUGCCUCUGAGUGUGUGCUGCGUGGCACGGCGUUGCAGUGCGUUUGCGACCACAACACCAGUGGGGAGGACUGCCAGGCCUGUUCCCGCCCCCUCACGUCCCGUCGCUGGCGGCCCGGCUCCUACCUGCCUGUCCCAACCGGCACGGCCAACAUAUGCGAAGAAUCAGCCAUCUUGGACAACUGCGAGUGCAACGGACACUCCAACCGCUGCAGCUACAUCGACUUCCUCAACGUGGUGACGUGUGUGAGCUGCAAGCACAACACCCGCGGCCGCAGCUGUGAGGCCUGCCGUGUGGGCUACUACAGAGAGGCGGCCACGCCCCUCGACGACGAGGACGUCUGUUCAGAAUGCAACUGUGACCUGCAGGGCAGUCUGAACCCUCGGUGUGACGAGCAGGGCUUGUGUCCGUGUAAGGACGGAGUCUCUGGGCGGCGCUGUGACUCCUGCCAGCCCGGCUACAGGUGGCAGCAAGGCUGCAUAGAGAAUUUCUGUGAUGAGGAUAUCACGCUGUGCCAAAAUGGAGGGACGUGUGUGGACUUCCAGCGGUGCGUGUGUACUUCAGACUUCACAGGGCCGCUUUGCCAGAAGGAGGUGUGCCUGAAGGACAAAGGCUGCGUGGACGACACCGAAAAUAACUCUGCCUCCUCGCUACGUCACUCGCCUGGCUUCGUGACCCGUGACCUCUGCCCUCUGAAGCUAGCCUGUCUGAUGCUAGCUGUGGCAACCCAAUGCUGA